GCGUAUUUGCAGAAGCUUUCUCUAACGUAUAAGCGUACACUAUACAAGAAUACAGGAUCGUUGUAGAUAAUUUUUGUCAAUAAUAUACAGCAACAAAAACGUUAUAUUGUCGACAUUGACAAUUAUUUUCCGAUUUGUUUAUUCUCCUAAAUAAAUUGAAAAAUAUGUCAAACUGGCGAAGUCACAGCAACGGUGCCGAGCGAAGAGAUACGUCUAAAAAUGAUAAAGAAGAUAGACAUGAGAGGAGCAACGAUUCUCACAGAGGUAGAUCCCAAAGAGACAGGAGCAGAGACAGAGAUCACAGAGGUAGCAGACGCGAUCAUCCCAGAAGAGACGACGAGAAGCAGAAUGGGAAGAAGAAAUAUGAGAGAUCGCCACCGAAAAGAGAGAAUAGUCAUUCCAGACACAGGGAACGCAAUGAAAGGAGCAGAAGUAGAGACAGAAGAGAUGACACUGGAAGAAGACGCAAUGAUCAGCAUAAGCAGAAGAGAAGCUCGGAUGAUGUGAAAAUUAAAAGAGAAUCUUCUGUCGAAUGGGGUAAAGCGAAUGUAAAGGUUGAGAAAGAGAAACCCAACUUUGAAGUGUCGGGAAAAUUAACAGAGGACAUGAAUACUGUCAAUGGAGUAGUUAUAAAGUAUUCUGAGCCGCAAGAUGCUAAGAAACCCAAACGCAGAUGGAGACUGUAUCCCUUCAAAGGCGAGAAAGCAUUGCCUACGUUAUAUAUUCAUCGUCAGUCAGCAUAUCUUAUGGGUAGAGAUCGUAAAGUAGCCGACAUACCUUUAGAUCAUCCCUCGUGUUCCAAACAACAUGCUGCUCUGCAAUAUCGUUUAGUUCCCUAUCAAAAAGAGGGAGGAAUCGAAGGUAGAAGAAUACGACCAUAUAUUAUUGACUUAGAGUCAGCAAAUGGGACAUUUGUAAAUAAUGUAAAGUUAGAACCAAGAAGAUAUCAUGAAUUGUUAGAAAAAGAUGUAGUACGAUUUGGCUUCAGUACCAGAGAAUAUGUUCUGUUACAUGAACAUAGUAAGGAUGACUUAUUAGAUGAUGAUGUACCUCUUACAAAUGCAACUUAGGAUUAAUUCUGACAGAGAGAAAUAUCCAUUAAUGAAUAUGUAUGAAGACUGAUGACAUAAAUCAAAUUGAUUUAUCUGAAGAAUCAAGAGGACAAGAAUCAAUGAAAGGAAAAAAGUCCCAGUACGUGUGUAGAUACAAAACCUCGAGCUUCUGGACCCCUGGAGACCCUAUGCAUAUUGAAUGUUAUAUAUAUUGAAGAUGUAAGAUACCAACUCUCAAAAGUUCCUGAAAAAUAUAUUGAAAAUCCAAAAUUUAA
This is a messenger RNA of Nylanderia fulva, 1327 nucleotides long. Its product is annotated as smad nuclear-interacting protein 1. NCBI's taxonomy places the organism in Eukaryota, Metazoa, Arthropoda, Insecta, Hymenoptera, Formicidae. Gene Ontology annotation, molecular function: protein binding. The record is from RefSeq and is a predicted model, not a curated record.